Messenger RNA from Psilocybe cubensis, 3897 nucleotides. RefSeq lists its product as uncharacterized. Lineage: Eukaryota; Fungi; Basidiomycota; Agaricomycetes; Agaricales; Agrocybaceae. The transcript has 22 exons. Gene Ontology annotation, cellular component: membrane. Gene Ontology annotation, molecular function: ABC-type transporter activity; ATP binding; ATP hydrolysis activity. Gene Ontology annotation, biological process: transmembrane transport. The record is from RefSeq and is a predicted model, not a curated record. Bases 1 to 3897 code for a protein of 1298 amino acids.
AUGGCUCAAUCGAACUCGAGCGUUGAGGACGAGAAGACUCCCUCGCGUUCCCAACAAAACAAACGAAGGAGCUUCUUUCAUCGCAAUGAAGACCAGCCCAAUGGCAAAGAUGUAGAGAAGGAGGAGAAAGAUGAAGCAACUCAAAGUCAACAGCCAGAUAUCCCGGCCACAUUGCCAAUAUCGUUUACCCAGCUUUUUAGAUAUUCUACGUCAUUCGAGAUUUUUAUUGAUUGCAUUGGAAUUGUGGCCGCCGUAGCAGCAGGGGCAGCACAACCAUUGAUGACAUUACUAUUCGGACGCUUAACUCAGGAUUUCGUCGCAUUUACCACCCUGAUAAACGAAGCCCAAAAUGGAGUCCCAGGCGCCGCCGACAGCGUACCCAUAGCUGCUGAGAACUUUCGUAAAUCAGCGGCAAAAAACGCGAGUUAUCUGGUUUAUAUUGGAAUCGGAAUGUUUGUCUGCACCUAUACGUUCAUGAACAUUUGGGUUUAUACCGGAGAAGUUAACGCGAAAAGAAUACGAGAACGCUAUUUGAAAGCAAUACUACGGCAAGAUAUUGCCUUCUUUGACAAUGUAGGGCCGGGAGAGGUUGCAACCCGUAUUCAGACGGACACUCACCUGGUCCAGCAAGGCAUAUCGGAAAAGGUGGCAUUAGUAGCCAAUUUUAGCGGUGCUUUCUUUACUGGUUUCAUUCUGGCCUACGCAAGAUCCUGGCGCCUAGCGUUGGCUUUGACAUCCAUGCUUCCAGUCAUUGCUCUCGCGGGGGCAUUCAUGAACAAAUUUGUUGUUAAAUAUAAACAACUAUCUUUGAAACAUGUCGCUGAGGGCGGAAGUCUUGCGGAAGAAGUCAUCUCAACUGUCCGAACUGCUCAGGCCUUCGGAUCACAAAGUAUACUCACAGGUCUUUAUAAUGGUCGUAUCGGUGAAUCGCUGAAGGCGGAGUUGAAGGCUAGCAUUGCCCACGGUAUUGGGUUAGGCGUAUUCUUUUUUGUUAUAUACGCAGGCUACGGUCUUGCUAAUGCUGGCCAAGUUAUAAAUGUAUUUCUGGCAAUCCUGAUUGGUUCUUUCUCCCUUGCUUUGCUUGCACCUGAGAUGCAAGCUAUCAAUAAUGGUCGUAGCGCUGCAGCCAAGCUUUAUGAAACCAUUGACCGCGUCCCCGAUAUCGAUUCCGCCGAUCCUGGGGGUUUAAAACCAGAGAAGGUAGACGGUGAAAUUGUCCUUGAAGAUAUACGGUUCUGCUAUCCGUCGAGGCCCACUGUCGAAGUUGUCAAAGGUCUCUCCAUCACGUUCCAGGCCGGCAAAACCUCAGCAUUAGUAGGAGCCUCUGGUUCUGGAAAAUCAACAAUUAUAUCACUGGUAGAACGCUUCUACGAUCCUUCUCAUGGCUCAGUUAAACUUGAUGGAAAUGACGUCAAAGCCCUCAACAUUAAAUGGCUUCGGUCACAGAUAGGGCUUGUCUCUCAAGAACCUGUCCUCUUUGGGACUACAGUCAAGCAGAACGUGGCUCAUGGUCUCAUUGGCACGAAGUACGAAAAUGCUCCUGAUGAGGAAAAGGAUGUAUUAAUCAAAGAGGCGUGUAUCAAAGCCAAUGCUGAUGGAUUCAUAUCGCAGCUCCCUCUGGGGUAUGAUACUCUCGUUGGUGAGCGUGGCCUUCUCUUGUCCGGUGGCCAAAAACAACGUGUUGCGAUCGCCCGUGCAAUUGUAUCUGACCCCCGAGUGCUAUUAUUGGACGAAGCCACGAGUGCUCUGGACACGCAAUCAGAGGGAGUUGUGCAGGAUGCUUUGGAUAAGGCAGCUGCGGGUCGUACCACCAUCACUAUUGCGCAUCGUUUGUCGACCGUGAAAGAUGCUGAUGUCAUCUAUGUAAUGGGUGAAGGCCGUGUAUUAGAGGCGGGAACUCACGAGGAGCUCUAUCGUCAAGGCGGCGCUUAUACCCGACUUGUUGAGGCCCAAAAACUCCGUGAAGCCGCCAACCCCGUUGACAAAGAAGAAGGCGAUGAUGUCCAAAAGACUGCUGAGAAGACUGUUUCUUUGGAGCGAAAAUACACCAACCAUUCAUUAGCCAGCGACAUUCUAGAACAGAGGAAACGCAACGCAAGUCACGAAGAAGAGGACGAUUACAGCUUAUUCUAUCUAUUCAAGCGCAUGGCUCCAAUUGCCCGAUCUCAAUGGCGCAACUAUACUGUCGGGGCAGUCUUUGCAUGCAUGACUGGAAUGGUCUACCCAUCUUUCGGGGUCGUUUUUGCGAAGGGCAUCAACACCUUUUCGCUAACUGACAAACACGAGCGGCGUCAUCAAGGGGAUCGAACCGCACUUUGGCUUUUCCUCAUUUCCAUCAUUUCUUCAAUUACAAUCAGCUUCCAAAAUCGUUUGUUUUCAGCAGCUGCCGCCAAUCUGAGUGCAAGGCUCCGCAGCCUAAGCUUCAAGGCAAUGCUACGUCAAGACAUCGCAUUCUUUGACAAGGACGAAAAUAGUACUGGCAGCCUCACGUCACAGCUGAGUGACAAUCCCCAAAAGGUCGACGGUCUGGCUGGUAUAACGCUUGGUGCACUCGUUCAAGCAUGCGCUACCCUUAUAGCGGGGUCAGUGUUAGGCCUUGCUUUCAUCUGGAGGAUUGGUCUUGUGGGAAUAGCAUGUACCCCUGCACUGGUUACCGUUGGAUAUAUUCGUUUGCGCGUCGUUGUUCUCAAGGAUCAGAAAAAUAAGAAGGCCCAUGAUGCGUCUGCUCAGCUUGCCUGCGAAGCCGCUGGGGCAAUUAGGACAGUUGCUUCCUUGACUAGGGAAGAUGACUGCCUACGGAUAUACAGCCAAAGCUUGGAAGAGCCUCUGCGAAAGUCGAACAGAAGUGCAAUUUGGAGUAAUUUGCUCUAUGCCUUUACCCAGGCUCUGAGUUUCUUCGUCAUCGCGUUGAUCUUCUGGUACGGAUCUUUGCUUGUUUCUCGCCAACAAGCCAGUCUCUUCCACUUCUUCGUAGGCCUCAUGAGCACGGUUUUCAGUGCCAUCCAAGCUGGGAACGUGUUUUCAUUCGUUCCUGAUAUGUCAUCAGCCAGGGGUGCAGGAUCUGAUAUUAUCAAAUUGCUCGACAUGGUUCCAGAUAUCGAUGCCGACUCAAGUUCCGGAGCAGUUGUUGACGAUAAAGCAAUUCAAGGCCAUAUUCGAUUUGAAGAUGUACAUUUUAGAUACCCAACUCGUCCGGGUGUCCGUGUGCUACGAGGUUUAUCGUUGGAGGUCCAACCUGGAACUUAUAUUGCUUUAGUUGGUGCUAGUGGGUCAGGGAAAAGUACCACUAUUCAACUCAUAGAACGAUUUUAUGAUCCUCUCGCUGGUGAAAUAUACCUUGACGGGCAGAAGAUCUCCGAUCUAAACAUUCAGGAUUACCGAAAGCAUAUGGCAUUGGUUUCUCAGGAACCCACACUCUACUCUGGUACCGUGAGGUUCAAUAUUCUGCUAGGUGCAAUCAAGCCCCAUGACGAGGUCACUCAAGAAGAGAUCGAGAACGCGUGUCGAAAUGCGAAUAUCCUGGAGUUCAUCCAAAGUCUUCCUCAGGGCUUCGAUACUGAAGUUGGUGGAAAGGGAUCGCAGCUGUCAGGAGGUCAAAAGCAACGUAUUGCCAUCGCAAGGGCACUCCUCCGAAACCCCAAAGUUCUUCUGCUCGAUGAAGCUACAUCCGCUCUCGACUCAGCAUCGGAGAAGGUCGUUCAAGCAGCGUUAGACCAGGCAGCCAAGGGACGUACUACUAUCGCCAUUGCCCACCGUUUAUCCACCAUUCAAAAUGCCGAUCGAAUCUACUUCAUUAAGGAUGGGCGUGUUAGCGAACAGGGUACUCAUGAUGAGUUAUUGGCGCAACGAGGCGAUUACUAUGAGUUUGUACUGCUCCAGGGCUUGAGUAAACGUUAA